GGCAUCUGCCACUCUCGUCGACGCCUGGGGCCGCCGCUACCUUGAGCUCAACCGCGGCAAUCUUCGUCAGAAGGAUUGGCAGGACGUUGCUGACACCGUCAACGCCCUCCAUGGCCACACCAAGAAGACUCACCGAACCGAUGUCCAGUGUAAGAACCGAAUCGACACCAUUAAGAAGAAAUACAAGGUCGAGAAGGCUAGGGUUACGGCCUCCAACGGUACCGUUUCGUCCUCCUGGCCCUUCUUCGAGAAAUUGGACGCGUUGAUUGGCCCUAACUUCAACGCAAAGAAGAAUUCCUCUUCGCCGUCCCCGUCUCCUCCAGUGGCUCUCCCGUUGUUGCCGUAUCGGAAGGCCUCUGUGCCGGCUGUUUCUCCCGUUACUGCUGUGCCACCAGCCGCCGUGGCGCUGCCGCAGAAGCGGUCGGCGGCGGCAGCGAUGGACGAUGGGUACUUCAGGAGGAAUUAUUCGGCGAUGGCAGCCGCUGCGGCUGCCGCUGAGGCCGAUGAGGAGUAUGAGGACGAAGAGGAAGAGGAAGAGGAAGAUGAGGAGGAAGAAGAGGAGGAUGGGAGGGGGAGCGAGGUGGAGGAAGGGGAGAGGGAUAGAGAGGGGAUGAGGAGGUUGGCCAAGGCAAUAGAGAGGUUUGGGGAAGUGUAUGAGAGAGUGGAAGCACAGAAGCUGAAGCAGAUGGUGGAUUUGGAGAAGCAGAGGAUGCAGUUCGCCAAGGAUCUCGAGGUGCAGAGGAUGCAGAUGUUUAUGGACACGCAGGUUCAGUUGGAGAGGAUUAAGCGCGGGAAGAGAUCCGGGUCUAAUGAUAUGUAUAGCUAGCCAGGUGAGCGUUGGGUUGAUAAUGUUGCAGCUUGGAAGGUCAUACAGAGUUAUGACCAUGGCAAAGUACAUAUCUUUAGCUGAUACUGUCAUGAGAAUCUCCAAUAGAAAUUUGUCCUGGAGUAAUUUUGGAUUCUUUUAGUUAGCCUUUAUUUUAUUAUUAGCCCUUAUAAGUUAAUUCAGCAACUGUACUAGGCCUCAUUUGGGCUCUGAUAUAGAAUUUGAUCUAAUGUAUAACACUUCUAUCUCUCCACUCUUUUCUUUUCCUUCAUUUCA
Arachis ipaensis is the source of this 1102-nucleotide messenger RNA. RefSeq lists its product as uncharacterized. Gene Ontology annotation, molecular function: transcription cis-regulatory region binding. The record is from RefSeq and is a predicted model, not a curated record. NCBI's taxonomy places the organism in Eukaryota, Viridiplantae, Streptophyta, Magnoliopsida, Fabales, Fabaceae. Gene Ontology annotation, cellular component: nucleus.